Messenger RNA from Hyaloscypha bicolor E, 1362 nucleotides. RefSeq lists its product as uncharacterized. The transcript has a single exon. The coding region runs from base 1 to 1362 and encodes 453 amino acids. Lineage: Eukaryota; Fungi; Ascomycota; Leotiomycetes; Helotiales; Hyaloscyphaceae. Gene Ontology annotation, cellular component: COG complex. Gene Ontology annotation, biological process: intra-Golgi vesicle-mediated transport. The record is from RefSeq and is a predicted model, not a curated record.
AUGACCGCAGAAGAAGAGGACACAUCCUACAUCGACUACGAAACCUUCCUCUCUCCCUCAUUCUCCCCCUCAGCUUUCGCCAACAGCCUCGUCCGAACGACGAACAACGACACCGACACUCCGCUUGACCUCUCGACUCCCUUAAGCCGUGUCCUUUUUGACUCCCAAGAAAUCAACACCCACAUAGACACACUGACCACGAAGAGCGCGCUCCCUCUUCUCUCCCACACACAAGAACAAACCGCUGCCAGCGCGCGAAUAGUCCAAGAAAUAGACUCGCAGGUUGCGAGCUUGAACGAGGGGUAUAAGCGACUGGAGAAGGAAGUGUUGGUCCGGUACGAGACAGCAAAAGAGGUACAAGCUGUUGCAAGUCGAUUAUGGGAGACGGUGAGGUUAGGGCGGUCAGUGGGAAGAUGUCUGCAAUUGGGACGGCAGCUUGAGAUACAGCUGGCUGAGGUUGCGGCGACGGGGAAUGUGGUGAAGACACAGGGGCAGAAGGAAGAUCACAGGGCAUUGGUGCGAUGCUCAAAUACAUUGCUAAGUUUACGAGAAUUAUUCUCGAAGAGAGGAGAGGGCGAAGAGGGGUAUGGUCUCGAUCGCGUGGAUGUCGUGCGGACGCUGCAGACUUCGGUUCUCGCCCCUGCUGAUAGGACAGUUCUCACAAAAUCUCAGCAGAUUGUUCGAGAGUUCUCGAUGAGUAGUUUGUCCACGGGGACAAAUACCACGACCUUCGCGCAAACGGCAGACACGAAAUCGAGGACGACUUCCGCCCUGCUGUCAUUGUAUUUGCUCUCGCCCAUGCCGGAUCCAACAAAGAAGAAGACCGAGAAAUGGGAGCCAGAGCUCUUAAUAAAUGCGCUCCAAGAUUACCUCCAAACAGCACUUACCUCCUCCCUCGCAUCGCUCUCUCGUGCUCUCGCCACGCUACCCACACUCGAUCGAACACUACUCGAAGUCUCCGCUCGAUGUCAGAAUAUACUCGCACUAGAGUCCCUCCUAUCAUCCACCGCGCCACCUCCGCAUCCUACCAUCCCUGAAUCGAUUAAGCCACCAGCCAAUUUCCUGCUCCCACUUCUUUCGAGCCUCGAAACUGGAUCACUUGCAUCAUACUUCUGGCGAACCCUGGCAGGGCAUCUCAGUACGAAGGUCAUGGAAAUCGUCAAUAAGGGAGGCGUUAGCGCAAGAACUUUGAGGAGUAAUAAGAACAGCGUGAGGGAUGCUAUCAAGGAGUGUGUAGUCAGAGGAAGUCAACCGCCUGCCGGAAUUGGAGGUGUCAAAUCAAAGGGAGACAACACUGAGAAGACCUGGGAGAGAGAGGUGGCGGUUAUGGUUGGAAGCGUGGUGGGUGCUUUAGGGAGGUGA